This is a messenger RNA of Sphaeramia orbicularis (orbiculate cardinalfish), 1783 nucleotides long. RefSeq names its product capping actin protein of muscle Z-line subunit alpha 1a (gene capza1a). Bases 94 to 951 code for a protein of 285 amino acids. Gene Ontology annotation, cellular component: cortical cytoskeleton; F-actin capping protein complex. Gene Ontology annotation, molecular function: actin filament binding. NCBI's taxonomy places the organism in Eukaryota, Metazoa, Chordata, Actinopteri, Kurtiformes, Apogonidae. Gene Ontology annotation, biological process: barbed-end actin filament capping; actin cytoskeleton organization. The record is from RefSeq and is a predicted model, not a curated record. The transcript is spliced from 10 exons.
UGUUGGGCUGUCGCUUAGAAGAGGAGGCGGAGGAGGAGCUGCACAAACCUGGCAACUCUGACAGCCGAUUCCUUAACAGUUCAUUGAGUGAAGAUGGCAGAUUUUGAAGAGCUCAGUGACGAGGAGAAGAUCCGCAUUGCAGCUGAUUUUGUGAUCCAUGCUCCUCCAGGAGAAUUCAAUGAAGUCUUCAAUGAUGUGCGACUACUGCUCAACAAUGACAACCUUCUCAGAGAGGGCGCAGCUCAUGCCUUUGCCCAGUACAACACGGAUCAGUUCACUCGUGCCAAAAUUAAUGGAUAUGAUGAUGAGGUCCUCAUUACUGAGCAUGGAGACCUGGGUAAUGGCCGCUUCUUUGACCCUCAUAACAAGAUCUCCUUCAAGUUUGACCACCUGAGAAAGGAGGCCAGUGACCCCCAGCCCCAUGAGGGAGAGGCCGCUCUCAGGCCCUGGAGAGAUGCCUGUGAUUCUGCCUUGAGGGCUUAUGUCAAGGAGCACUACCCCAGCGGAGUCUGCACUGUUUAUGGGAAAACAAUCGAUGGCCAGCAGACCAUUAUUGCAUGCAUUGAGGGACAUCAGUUUGAGCCUAAAAACUUCUGGAACGGCCGCUGCCGGUCUGAAUGGAGGUUCAGCGUUUCACAGCCUACAGCGCAAGUUACUGGAGUCUUGAAAAUUCAGGUACAUUAUUAUGAGGAUGGAAAUGUGCAGCUGGUCAGCCAUAAAGACAUACAGGAAGCACUGACAGUGUCUAAUGAGAGCCAGACUGCAAAGGAGUUGGUGAAAAUUAUAGAGGAUGCAGAGAAUGAAUACCAGACGGCUAUCAGCGAGAACUAUCAAACAAUGUCAGACACCACGUUCAAAGCCUUACGCAGACAGCUCCCAGUCACUCGUACCAAGAUUGACUGGACCAAGAUCCUAAGCUACAAGAUCGGCAAGGAGAUGCAGAAUGCUUAGAGGAUGACCCUGACAAACUGAUGAGGGAAAGCCGAUGCUCGUGUGGAGAUGUGUGAUGCAACAUAAUGUACUGUAUGUCCUUCUAAAAGCCGUGUUUGGUUUGUUUUUUUUUUUCCAGAGAAUGACAGAUUAUGUUGAGCACUGAGCGGCGAUGCCUUUAUAAUAAAGACAUUGAAUAGUGUAACUGUUGCUCAUUUGCAAACACAUAUGGUUAUUUUUCUAACAACUAAUGCAUUUAGUGACACUGUGAAAAUUUGGGUCAUUCCUUGUCAUUCAAAUACAGAUGUACCUUAUGUAAACACAGUUUGUGAUCCCCUGUGCUUCAAAUGGUUACACCCACUUGACUUUUAUGUAGCAAAUAACCUGUAUAACACAGCUGAUGUUCUGUUUUCAAUACCUCCAUAGUAGUUUUUAUUAAGAGACGGAAGAUACUCUCUGCAGUUUGAUGUAAUCUCAGUUGAAAAAGACCUGUCAAAUUACAAAUUCUAUGUUUUAAAAAAUGCCAUCUGUAUAUAUUUACGCGUCCCUCUGGAUGGAUGUGGGGUUGUAUAACCAGCGGGAAAGCCAAAGUAUAAACACCUUGUCCUUUCCUUACUCACUGACCAGAUUUUAAUAUCCCUCUUGAAAUUGGAAUUUUACCCCUUUCAUUUCUCCCUGCUAUUGACAGAUGUUUUAGUGAGAAAUAAUCCCUCUGUAUUCCACAGGACUGGAAAAAUACUGGUAUCCCCCUGCCAACUGUUUGCCUUUAGCUUUGGCUCUAUUUUUUUAUACAAACUGUAAGUACAUUUAUUAUUCAUGAAAUAAAAAGUUGCACAAAAUAUUACAUAAGCAA